Messenger RNA from Menidia menidia (Atlantic silverside), 2958 nucleotides. NCBI's taxonomy places the organism in Eukaryota, Metazoa, Chordata, Actinopteri, Atheriniformes, Atherinopsidae. The record is from the annotation of a GenBank genome assembly.
CUGUGGCGAACGUACCGAGGUCGCCUACUCCGUGUUGUCAGGAGUGAUGAUGAAGUUAAGGAGAUCCUGACACGCUACCAUGACAACAAUAACCAUGCUGGCCGAAUGCGUGCAGUAAAAGAGAUAAUGGAUAGUUUUAGAAGCAGAUCUUUUUCUUCUUUUCUGUCUGUCCAGCUGAUGUACUACUGGGUUGGAGUGACGGAAGCUGUGAAGAACUGGAUCAAAGCGUGUUCCGUUUGUCAAAGUCGACUUCUCGCUCCACACCAAGAAGCCCGUGUUCAGUGCUGUUUGGUUUAUGGCUGCGAUGCCUCCAGUUUUGCAAACCCUGAUCUCACCUUUCACAGGUUUCCAAAAAAUGCCGAGCAGCGGCAGAGGUGGUUGGCAGUGGCCCAGAGGGACGAAGGCUCGCUGCGCACAAACUCCUUCAUCUGCUCCCGACACUUUGACACAUCUUGCUUCACUCUGACGGAAGACGGCCAGCAAAUACUAUUAUCAGAUGCUGUUCCGACCCUGAUAUGGGAGACAGUACAGGAGAAUGAGGUGCAUGUCCUUUCAGAUGAGGACUUCCUUCAUCCUGAGUCACUGGAAGAUGUCCUUUCCACAGCUGCAGCAAAUGCAGCAACAAGAAGCACAGAGCCCUUUUAUCAUUCUGAAACAACUGUGGGGCUGCAGGAACACCAAUAUUGUCGCCCUGGUCCUGAUCCAGACCUCAGAGCAUCCAAGUUUAUGAGAAAGGACCAAAGGGAGACUCUUGUUGAGAAGAGCUUCAUUACAUACAGCCAUAUUGCCAGAUACCUAAGCACCAGGGUGUUACCCAUGCAAGGCAAGAGAAAAAGAAAUGCCUUAAAAAGAAUGGCCAAGCGAUUUGCCUUAAUAGAAGGAGUACUGAUGUACACGCGAGUUAACUCCAUCCUACAGCAGUUCCAUGACAACCAAGGCCACUAUGGCCAGGGCAUCUGCCAGCGACAAAUCGCAAAGCACUUUUACUGGGGCAGCAUGGCUCAUGACCUGGCCGGCUGGAUCUCCAGCUGUCACACCUGCCUCAACAGAACGAAGAGGAAGUGGCUUCGCUGCAGUGUCUACAAGUGUUCUAACUGCAGUGGGCCAGUGGAGAGAGGCCUGGGCCUCACGUUCCAUAAGUUUCCUCUUCACAACUCCGCUCUGCUGUCUCAGUGGAUGAGAGCCGUGGGCCGUGUUAACUGGCAUCCUCGACUCUGGUCAUCCAUAUGUUCUGCCCAUUUCACCGAGGACUGCUUUGAUCGCAGUGGGGAGAAUGUUGUCCUCCAUGAAGAUGCUCUGCCCACAUUAAUGGUCCACAGUGAGUCAGCGAUUCUGUCCAGAAGUCCAACCCAGCCUCCAGUUGGGGAAGAGGGUAAGCGGGCGUUUUUCGCAAAGUACGAUGCCGUGGAACUGUACCUCAGCAAGCGCACCUAUCCUCCUGGACUGAGUUACGUGGAGAAGAACACUUUCAGGAGGUUCUGCAAAAAAUUUGCCAUCAAAGAUGGAAUUCUGCACAUGGUAAAGGGAGACCGGGCGCGAUUGGUCUUAAGGAACAGGCAGGAGGUGGAAGCUGCCCUGGUGGACUUUCACAAUGAACUGAACCAUCUUGACGUCAACAAGUGUCUCAGACUGCUCAAUGAGAGAUACUUCUGGAGAACUAUGAGACCUGAUGUGGUGCAGUGGAUUAACAACUGCUCCCUGUGCACCGUAAAGAGGAGGAAGAAAACAGAUAGAAGAGAAGAAGAAAUAUCAGAGGUCCUGCAGGCAUUGAGAUCUCCACAGCAUCACUCAGACAGUGAGAAGAACAAUACCAGUUUCAAUGCUUGUGAUGAAGAUGAUGAUGAUGUUGGUGAUGAUGAUGAGGAUGAUGAGGGGGGUGGGGCAAGCCAUGAUAACACAGAGGAGCAACAGAUAGUUGAAUCAGUUGACACAUGGUACCAGGAAACACCUUCAUCAACUCCCACCAAACCUCAGGCUAGAAUCCCCAUCCUCCUCCACCUGAGAACUCCAAACAGUCCUUUAACUGGAACAAUUCUCGCACGGUCUGAAAUAUCAGAAAGGCAACCCAGUAUUCUGAUUCAGCGGAAAGAGUCAACACAGCUCAAGGCCCAGAUAGAACCGAGAAGCUCUCACGGCAGUGAUACGCAUCAAUACAUCCAAACCCGGGGUGAAAUCAGAUCUCCUCUACUUGAGCAAAGUCAAUUUCCAUGUGAAGACAGUGGACCAAGCACCAAAAAUGUGAUAGAACUCCAAAGCAAGCGUAGUGGCAACCAGAGUUUGAAGAGGGGGAGAGAACUGGAGAAAAAUCCUACGAAUAAAGAAAGCUCCAGCUGUGGUCUGGAGCCCAUAGUGGCUCCAAGCACAAAACCCUGGCCCGUUUUCACAAUUUCCAAUGCUGUCGUGACACAGGCUGCACAACCUCUUCCUGAAGUGGUCAGCAUUCUUCCAGAGUCUAAGAAGUCCAAAAGACCCCAGGCCCGGACUAUUAUCCAGCAGUGCAGCCAGGCAAAAGUUAAGGUCAGACCUGCGCUUAAUGGGGCUGAAGCUCAGUGGACUGAGAUCCAGGCUGGAAUGGUUGUGUACGUGUGCUUUUUCCACGGAGCCACAGAAAAGGUUACAUAUGAGAUGGCCAACAGUCUGAUGUCCAUCAAGCUUUUUCGAAAAGACUCUGGGCACUCCGUGUCUCUCCUCGACCUUCCAGGGAGUGUUUUAUUUGUCCCCCAGGACAGCUUGCUCGGAGAGCCACUGCCCAACAAAAGAAUCCAGUACAAAGGCGGUUGUGAGCUGUGGUGGGGGGCGCAGCUUUUCUCAAACCUGGUGUCAGCCUGCAGGGAGCUCAUGGCGGGUUCAGCCAAGUGCACAAAGGCAGGUACUAAGGUGGAGCAAGGAGUCUACGGACAGAAACAGGAGAUCGUCCUGAGUUCUCCGGAGCCGCUGUCACUGUUGCUGGAGUUCUGA